This is a messenger RNA of Punica granatum (pomegranate), 849 nucleotides long. NCBI's taxonomy places the organism in Eukaryota, Viridiplantae, Streptophyta, Magnoliopsida, Myrtales, Lythraceae. The record is from RefSeq and is a predicted model, not a curated record.
CCUAUAUAUAAUAUCUGUCACCCCCCUGCUCUCGGUCCCUCUCGCUAGCUGCUGUCUCUCUCUCGCUCUCUCACCUCAAAGCUUCCCCCCUUGUCGGAUCGAUCCGAGAGAGCUUCUGAUUUGCAAUCAUGUUGGUCUACCAGGACCUCCUCAGCGGUGAUGAGCUUCUCUCGGACUCGUUUCCGUACAAGGAGCUCUACAACGGUGUCCUCUGGGAAGUUGAAGGGAAGUGGGUCGUUAAGGGUGCAUUGGACGUAGACAUUGGUGCCAAUCCAUCUGCUGAGGGUGGGGAGGAUGAGGGUGUUGAUGAUCAGGCUCAGAAGGUUGUUGACAUCGUCGACACAUUCAGACUCCAGGAGCAACCUGCUUUCGACAAGAAGCAGUUUGUCAGCCACAUCAAGAAGUACAUCAAGCUUUUGACACCCAAGCUGGAGGGAGAGAAGGCGGAAGAGUUCAAGAAGAACAUCGAGCCAGCCACCAAGUUCUUGCUCUCGAAGCUCAGUGACUUCCAAUUCUUUGUUGGUGAGAGCAUGGCCGAUGACAGUGCUGUAGUGCUUGCAUACUACAAGGAUGGAGCCGCCGACCCCACCUUCAUAUACUUUGCACAUGGCUUGAAGGAAGUCAAGUGCUAAAGCAGUCAUCGCCAGUAUCUGUUACAAGCUUUUUUCGCAUGCUGUAGCCUUUUAGCUUUAAAGUUAUGCUGUUGGACUUUCGAAAGCCAUAAUUCUAAGGUUUCUGCAACUGUUUUCCGAUUCAUAACGUUAUUGUUGUGGCGUGCUUGGUUUACCUUGUGGGAUUUACUUAGGAUCAUUUUUGCCCCUAAUGAAAUGUGCCACUCGAGUUAAUCCU